Molecule: messenger RNA, 1795 nt
Organism: Pseudomassariella vexata
Lineage: Eukaryota; Fungi; Ascomycota; Sordariomycetes; Amphisphaeriales; Pseudomassariaceae
Exons: 2
Coding region: 91-1758 (555 amino acids)
Source: RefSeq, a predicted model, not a curated record
CGCCACUUCUUCCACAAGCCCACCGACGAUUCGGUCAUUUCAUGGUGGUGGUGAUGGGAAAUACUGGCAACCUUUCUCAGUAUUGGGUGCAUGGUAGCACUCGUUGUUAUCCUGAUCAAGAUCGACAACACGCCCCUACAAGAGUGGUCGCUACAAAUCCAACCCAAUUCCUUGAUCGCCGUGUUAACCACCGUUGGAAAAGCGGCCAUGAUGGUACCGGCAGCAUCGUGCCUCAGUCAGCUGAAAUGGAGACAUUUCCAACUUCGGCCUCAGAGGCUUGGCGACCUUGAGAUCUUCGACGAAGCUAGCAGAGGCCCCUGGGGCUCGGCGGUUCUUAUCUUGCGGCUGUGUAGAAAGCUCCGGUCACAGUUUUUGACUGUGUAUGGCCUCGCCAUAUUGACCAUUUUGGCGCUGGGCUUUGAUCCGUCAGCUCAGCAGGUCUUGGAGUUUCCGCUGCAAGAAUCAAAAUUGACAAACGCCUCGGUUCAAAUCGGAAGGGCGGAUAUGUAUUUCUCCAAGGGCUUCCUCGAAAAUGAAAUCGGAAACUAUAUCUGGGUGCCAAAUACCGAUCUCUUAGCUUUACAGUCCUCUAUUGCCAACGGCGCAUCAGGUUCGGUUUUUCAACCAUUUCUGGCUUGCCCCAGGCCAGCCAGCACUUGCACCUGGGAUACAUUUACCACUCUGGGGGUCUGUUCCGAGUUGCAAGAUGUCACAAGCAUAGCGACGCCCAACUGCACUCAAGCGACGGGUGGUGCAUCGUAUGUCAACUGCACAUACACCUGGCCCGGGAUGCUGGACAGAAAUGGCUCGGAAGACCCACUCUACGACGACGCUGCCAUCAACAUGAAAUGGGAUCCCGAGAACCAAAUCAUCGAUCGUGGCACUAUGUUGUUUCGGUCAAUCACCCGCUAUCUCUCCACAGUCGACUUCCAAUUCGGGACCUUCAAGGCCGUGAGAGCUACCACGAAUGGGAUUCCCAGCCAGCAGUCAGGAGGAGAUCUAGCGCCUCCCCCUGUGGCCGUGUUUUCCGGGACGUUUACGUGGUGUGCACAAACCUACAGGAAUAUGACAGCCUCACCGAUCGGAAUAACUUCGUUUGAUAGGAUCGAUGAGCCACUCACAAUGCUUCAGACGAUCGUUGAUCGCGGUGAUGCCACCAACAACAUGGGACCCCCUUUUCAUACAUUUGUGGCCAACUCAACCGGAUCAACCUUCAACAUUUCCCGCAUGGGCGUCGAAACUCUACCAAGCUACCUCCAAACCCUACUAACAAGCGUCGUCUAUCACGACCAGAGUCGACCUGCACGAAUAGAAGACGAGACACUGCAAAUGGGCUACGCACUGUACAAAACAGACCUCUUCAACAUGACCAAGAACGUCGCGGACGCCAUCAGCAACCAAAUCCGAAGCAACGAGCCCGUGGGGGAUAAUUUUAACGCUACCACGGUAUCGGGCCUGGCCUUUUUCCAGGAGGCGUAUAUCCGGGUCCGAUGGCCGUGGAUGAUCGUGCCGCUGGCCGAGACCGCCAUGGCGGCCUUCUUGCUUGUUAUUUCGAUGAUGUUUACGCGGAACCAGCCCCUGCUGAAGACUAGUAUCUUCGCGUAUUUAUUUGCGGAGCUCGAAGGUUGGAAGGAAGGGGAUUUACGGGUUUCACGGCCGCCGACGCAGGAGAAACUUGCAGCCUUGGCGGAGGGGAUGCGGGCGCGUUGGGAAUAUGAACAAGAUGGAGCUUUGCGUCUGAAAAGGGAUAGCAUCUGAUAGAUGAUCAGGGUCUGAAAGAAACGUGGAUAUUUUC